Molecule: messenger RNA, 1703 nt
Organism: Cydia fagiglandana
Lineage: Eukaryota; Metazoa; Arthropoda; Insecta; Lepidoptera; Tortricidae
Gene: SmydA-1
Product: SET domain-containing protein SmydA-8
Exons: 9
Coding region: 1-1647 (548 amino acids)
Molecular function (GO): protein binding
Source: RefSeq, a predicted model, not a curated record
AUGAAAUCCCUCGGCUCCUGCUACGUCUGCCUCUCCCCGUCCUCGCAAAAAUGCUCCGGCUGCCAAGAAGUCCACUACUGCUCUCGAGAGCAUCAGAAGCAGCACUGGAAACAGCACAAGCACCAAUGUACACCAGUCAGGGUGAAGGAGGAUGAGAAGGUCGGAAGGUUCCUGGAGGCCACUAGGGAUAUCAAGCCUGGUGAUAUUGUGGUGAAGGAAAAGCCUCUGAUAACUGGACCUUCGCAAGUGACUCCACCAGUAUGUCUCGGUUGCUACAAGCUGUUGGAAGCUGGUAAAACGGUGGACUGCGAGCUGUGCGGUUGGCCUUUCUGCUCUCAAGAUUGCACUAUGCGAGACGAGCAUACACCAGAGUGCCACUACACCGAGAAAAGGGGGGAGAAGGUAUCCAUACCAUCAUCAUCAUUCGGCGUGCCGCACCCAAACUACCAGUGUAUCACUGUUCUCCGCUGUCUCUACCAGCGCGACCACGACGUCAAACUCUGGGAGAAACUCCAAGCCCUGGAGUCACACUGCGAAGACCGCCGUGGGACUGACAAAUGGCAGAAUGAUAGGAAGAUGAUCGCGGAGUUUAUCUGGAAGUUCUUCAAGUUGGAGGGGGUGUUCAGUGAGGAGGAGAUUAUGAAGUGUUGCGGGAUUUUACAGAUAAACGGCCACGAAGUCCCAUUACUGGAGCCGGAGUAUGUGUCAGUCUUCGAUCGCAUCUCCAUGGUGGAGCACAACUGCCGCGCCAAUUGCAAUAAGAGCUUCACGUCUGAUGGGCAGAUUGUCCUCUGCGCCGGCCAGGACAUCCCCUCAGGCAGCCACAUCACCGUGUGCUACACAGACCCUCUCUGGGGCACCGAAGCUCGACGCCAUCAUCUCGCGGACUCCAAGUUCUUUGAAUGUGCGUGCGCGCGUUGCGCUGACCCUACGGAACUCGGAACUAAUUACAGCGCUAUUAAAUGUAAAAAGAAGGACUGCAAAGGCUACCUCCUCCCGGAGACCUUCCUCGUCCCAAUCCUGCACAAGACCAAAUCCCCAGACCCGUCGACCCGCAACCUGGACCUGAAGAUGUGGGUCUGUCGGGUCUGCAAGGACGCCGUCUCUGACGCCAUUAUGCAACAGCUGCUCCAGGAUAUCGGGAGGGAGCUCAGCAUCAUGCCGAAGGGAGACGCUGAUGCUUGUGAAAGGUUCAUAAACCACUGCAGCGCCUACCUAUACCCUCGGCACUACUACCUAACAGACGUCUCCCUAGCUCUAGCCCAGCUGAUUGGUCAGGAGAGUGAGCUGGGAUUGGCUUCAGUGAGCGAUGACAGGCUUCUACUGAAGACUCAGCUCUGUCGCGGCAUUGCUGAUCUACUUGAGACCUUGGCACCUGCGGAGGUCCGCCUGCGGGGCACCCUGCUCUUCGAGCUACAUGCUGCAGUGGCAGAGACUGGACGGAGGAAGUCCAUGACUGAUGGUCCUGGGGUCAUGCUUGGAUAUGUCUCGGAAUCCCGGCGAAUCCUCCUGGAAUCCGUACAACUGCUGAAGCACGAGCCCCCGGAACUGCCCGAAGGCCGCAUCGCUCAGCAGGCGCGCUCCAACAUCAUACAUAUGGACGAGCUCAUCAAGAACUUGGCUGCCAAUCUGCCCGCGCCUCUUUAAACAUACCAGCAAGCGUAUUAUGGAAGCGGUUAUUGCCAAGCCAAGUUUGACAAUCG